GAAAUAAAACGCCACCCUGCUACUUGAACGCUCUCAUUUCUCUGAGUCUACAACAACUGGUGAACAGCUGAAGACCGAGCUUAGACAGAUCCAAAACUAAGAAACUAAAGUCUAACUUUAGACAGAUAGGCGAAACUAAUCUGCUUGCCUUUUGGUAAAAGUGACAAAAAACAACAACAACAACAACAACAACCGUGCGCAAUUACGCAUAGAAAAGAACAAUGAGUGCCACGACCGCUAUGGAAGUGAACGUCGAAGCCAGACGGAUCCUGGCUGUGUCGAUAAGCAAGCUGUACGCUUCCAGGACCCAGAGAGGCGGACUGAGACUCCACCGGAGCCUUCUGCUCUCCAUGGUCAUGAGGUCUGCCCGGGACAUCUAUCACUCCUCCCGGGAGACCGAGGGGCAAACAUCGGAGGAGCCGAUGGAGACCAGCUCCAGCCCGGUGGAACAAACUGUGUUACCCGAGCCUCAGUCUGAGCCCCAGCCGGCACUGAACUCAGUCGAGACGCCCACAGAGGUGCCGGACAGCGAAGGAGAAGAAGAAGAAGAAGAAGAAGGGUGUGAUAGUGAAAUCACAGAGGACAAAGAGAACAUGAGCCCGACGAAGCAGUCCAGGAAACGCCGGGGCAAGGCGUCGGCGGCGCCUGACUUCCUUCCCAGCAAGAGGGCGAGGCUGGAGCCCGGGGAGGAGAGGUAUGCGGCCCCGAUGGGCAGCUGUCGCGCCGGGGCCGGGGACUCCCUGAGCGCUUUGUCUUUAAAUCGGGUAAUACCUGCCUUCUGAACAAAUGGAGCAAGAAAAUAGCCUCCAUUGAGACUUUGGAGUGAAGUGAUUCUGAACUCCUCGUUAAGGGCGGUUUGACCCCCCCCCACCCACAUUGCACACCAAGGAGCUGACCUACAUCAGCGGUCCCGGGACAGAGGGAUUACCGGGACCAUGGUGCAAGCUCUCCGGUCGAUCUGAAUGUGCCUGCCGGGCUGGCAAAGCCCCUUACAGAGAUCAUCAAGCAGAGAAGGAGAAGAGACUGAACCAGUCGUAAAGGAGUUACGGCCGGAAAGUUUGAGGAAGAAACUGAACGGGAACUGGUUGUGUUGCCUUUUGUUUCCCGGUGAUUCACCUUCAGUAAAAAAUGAGUCCAAACAAGUGACUGUCGCUGACUCAAAGUGUGUGUAUGUGUGAAUCAGCAGAGAGUGAUAUGAGUCAGUCAGAGAAGAAGUGCAGUGGUUGAGCAACACACCCACACAUGUACAGGACUACCAGGGAAUUUCCUGUCUGUAUAUACCGGGAUAUCAGACUCAACCACUGAAAGAGGAAGGACAGUUUGGGGCAGACUCAUACUGUCACACACACUUAACUGCUGCUGUGGACUUUGAAAAGUCAUACUACUGCUAUAGGGGACUGUCCUGUACACUUUGUUCACAUGGUGCUUUGAGAAAAAAAACAACAACCAGGCUGUCCACAUGGUGUUGGAAGCCCAGUAAUCUAAACUUUCUGUGUAUUUAUGUCACUGAAAUGUUCUUAUUCUUAUCAGCUCUGUGAAAAAAAAUUACCUCACAUUCCAAGCUGCUUUUUUGAUUGAAUUAAUGGUGUAAAUAUUUUGUAAUAAACACUUUGAAAGGUA
Messenger RNA from Sander lucioperca (pikeperch), 1620 nucleotides. It is a transcript of the gene ier2b, whose product is annotated as immediate early response 2b. The transcript has a single exon. NCBI's taxonomy places the organism in Eukaryota, Metazoa, Chordata, Actinopteri, Perciformes, Percidae. Bases 222 to 782 code for a protein of 186 amino acids. The record is from RefSeq and is a predicted model, not a curated record.